Chaetomium fimeti is the source of this 1794-nucleotide messenger RNA. RefSeq lists its product as uncharacterized. Gene Ontology annotation, cellular component: nucleus. Gene Ontology annotation, biological process: DNA-templated transcription. Lineage: Eukaryota; Fungi; Ascomycota; Sordariomycetes; Sordariales; Chaetomiaceae. The transcript has 2 exons. The record is from RefSeq and is a predicted model, not a curated record. Gene Ontology annotation, molecular function: zinc ion binding; DNA binding. Bases 1 to 1794 code for a protein of 597 amino acids.
AUGGCACUUGUCCGGAAGCUGGCACCGGAAGAUGACAGAGCCGAUCUCAGAGACAAGCCCAUACCGGCCGAGAUCGAGGCCCAGGUCCGCAAGGCCUUGGACAUGAUGCCCAGCCGUCGCAUAAUCGACUUCCUGGUAAGAUAUUUCGUGACCGAGGUCAACCAGCUCGACCAACUCCUAUAUCCACCGUGGUUCCUCGGCCAGUACCAGCAAUGGUGGGGACUCUACAGCGUCUCCACGGUGGCCGAGAUUGAAUUCCUCGUUCUCAUUUUGAGGAUAUGUUGCUACGCUUCGCAGUUUCUUCCUUCACCCAGUUAUACCAUCGACAGCAUCAAAGGAGUGCCCCUUACCGAGAUCCGCAAGUCCUGCGAGGACGUCAUCCAGGUGCUUGGGCCCAUCUGCAGCCGUCUGUAUCCCCGGGGCUCGUUGGUCCGCGUGCAACAGAUCGCUUACGGCGGGCUUGCGGCGGGGAGUAUUGGCCACAUGAAUAGCUUCUGGGAGAUGAUCAGUUGUGCUAGCCGGGUAGCUCAACACAUUGGGUUACAUCUAAACGCCGUCAUUUCCGCCAGCAGCGCGGAUGAGAUGGACAAGGAGAUGACACGGCGAACAUAUUGCAACCUCUACAUAUGGGACAGCUACCUUGCUAGGCAUCUUGACCGCAUCCCAUUCCUUCCUGACACCCUCAACGCCGAUAUUCUACCCCGAAUGCGUCUCCUUCCCGAUAGUAUUGGCUUUGACUCCGAAACCUCGGAUGUCCCAAACGUGUUUACGGAGCGCCUUCUUCGAGCACGGCUCGCCGAAUUCUGGCGGUGCCACCGCCUACCCCGAAGCCCCGAGUGGGAUGUGAUAGCGGCAGAAGAAGUCUACGAAGAAUUCUGCAGCUCCUUCCUCCAAACCAUGCCGCCCGCGUUCGCCUUGGAACCAGACACCCAGUGGGACGAACACCUACCCACGCUUGUCAUGCAGCGGCAGCUGCUCCACAUUGCCAUCUUCGAGCAGAUCUGCUGGAACUUCAAACCCACCGUUCUCCAACAAUCCGACCAAGUCAGCCGCCUCCCCCUCUACAAACAAGUCAUGAUGUCACACGGCAAGCGGGCUCUCGCCGCCGCCGCGCUGCGGCUCCUCCAGUGCGUCUCGACGCUGCACCGGCUGAUGGGCGGCUCGCACACGCGCUUCUCGGGCAUCAUCGUGCCGACCUUCGAGGCGGCCGUGCCGCUGCUGUGCCUGUGUGCCGACCCCAGCUUCCCGGGUGACACCAUCCAGCACGGCGGGCCGUUGCCCUACGGCAACGGCAACGGUAACAGCAGCAACAGCCACGGGCGCAGCGCCAACCCGCUCGAGGCGCGCAUCGGCCAGGUCACGCGCGCCGAGUGCGUCCAGGCCGCCCGCGACGCACUGGCCACGCUGGAAACGCUCGCCCAGGUCAGCGAGGUGGCCGAGGUCGGGGCGCGCACCCUCGCGCGCCUGAUUAGUAGGGUCGACAGCCUGUCGCCACUGAGUACUAGUGACACGCUGUAUGGCAGCGGUGGGGAGGCGGACAUGGGUGGUGGUGGGAUGGCAGCUUCUAUGCCGGUGGACGGCGGAGGGGUCUGGCGUUCGAGUGCCGAUGCCAUGCGGGAAUGUGUUGCGGGAGGAGGCGCCGGAGCGGGCGUUCAGCAGGCUUAUCCAUUUGUUGGCAGUAUGUGCGCUGGGGUCAGCCCGGGUUGGGCGGACCUGUUGGGGGACCUGACGGAUACCUUUGGGAUUGAGGUUGAGGAUAUGGAUUUCGCGAAAAAGGGGGGAUCUGUCUAUUAG